Bolinopsis microptera is the source of this 3855-nucleotide messenger RNA. RefSeq names its product DNA-directed RNA polymerase II subunit RPB1-like. Lineage: Eukaryota; Metazoa; Ctenophora; Tentaculata; Lobata; Bolinopsidae. The record is from RefSeq and is a predicted model, not a curated record. The transcript is spliced from 9 exons. The coding region runs from base 1 to 1737 and encodes 578 amino acids.
AUGAAAGUUAAGACGACCCCCUUCCUGGAGUAUUGCUAUUACUACCAGCAAGAGUAUGAGCGUGAGGUUGGUCGGCCUCUGGUUCUAUUCGAGUUAGCUGCACUGGCCUUCCCAGACUACUGGCACCAUGAACCAGCUGCAACUAGAGAGUACUUCAGAGUACUUGCAAAGGGAGGCAUCCCGGACCAAUGUCUGAGAGAUCAUCACUCUCAGAUUUCCUGUCAGCGUCUUGAUAAAAGACAGAGAGGGGACUCUCACGCACCAAGCUUCUUCUCUUACGCACCAAGCUUCUACUCGAACGCACCAAGCUUCUACUCGAACGCACCAAGCUUCUACUCAAACGCACCAAGCUUCUACUCUUACGCACCAAGCCUCUACUCGACCACACCAAGCCUCUACUCGAACGCACCAAGCUUCUACUCGAACGCACCAAGCUUCUACUUUUACGCACCAAGCUUCUACUUUUACGCACCAAGCUUCUACUCUUACGCACCAAGCGUCUACUCGAACGCACCAAGCUUCUACUCGAACGCACCAAGCUUCUACUUUUACGCACCAAGCUUCUACUUUUACGCACCAAGCCUCUACUCUUACGCACCAAGCGUCUACUCGAACGCACCAAGCGUCUACUCGAACGCACCAAGCUUCUACUCGAACGCACCAAGCUUCUACUUUUACGCACCAAGCCUCUACUCGAACGCACCAAGCUUCUACUUGAACGCACUAAGCUUCUAUUCUUAUGCACCAAGCUUCUAUUCUUACGCACUAAGCUUCUACUCUUACGCACCAAGCUUCUACAGUAUCCAAGAUCUUACUGACACAGAUGAACCCAAGAAACUAAAUUUCUUGUACAGUUCUACAUAUCCUGCUCCGAACUCUUUCGAAUAUGUGGACUUUCCUUGGGCUGGACAGAACAUCCAUACAGGUGCUGGAACCGGGCACGAACUUGGCGUGAGACCUUCUUUCUGUCAGCAACAGAGCAAACCAUCGUUUCUAUCUUGCACUGAAGAUAGUGAUUACACCAAAGACUCGAAUGCACCAAGCUUCUACAGUAUCCAAGAUCUUACUGACUUUCCUUGGUCUGGACAGGACAUCCAUACAGGCGCUGGAAGAGGGAUUUUCUGUCAGCGACUUGAUCAAAUAUCGUUUUCGUCCGCGUUUAGCUCUGAUGAUUUGUCUUACACCAAAUGUAACUUUCACGGAGGCAAGGGGCGGGGAUCACCAUGUGAACCAACUGAGCAGUACGGACCGGAUGAUGAUAACCUUGUGGACCAGCUACUACAGGACAUGGAGACUGAACUCACGCCCGAUACAUCUAGUGGACCAAACAGCUUCCUGGCCCGCCUCAUGAGAGGUAAUAAUACUACUACUACUACUACUACUACUACUCCUCCUACUACUACUCCUACUCCUCCUGCUACUCCUACUACUACUCCUCCUCCUACUACUACUACUCCUCCUCCUACUACUCCUCCUACUACUACUACUACUACUACUACUCCUCCUCCUACUACUACUACUCCUCCUCCUACUACUCCUCCUACUACUACUACUACUACUACUACUACUCCUACUACUACUACCAUCAGCCCCUCUGAUAAACGUUAUAGGGCUGCUCUGGUGGAGCGAAACAAAACAAAAGGGUUCGGCAGAGGACGGGGACGUAGAAAUACCACAACACAGCAACGAGAAGUUGCGCCGUUAGGCAGCUGCAGCACUGAGACCACCGGCCUAUAGGGAUACGCGGGAACUUUUUUAACUGUGGGAGUGGGUUUUAGUUUUUGUAUGGUGAAAAUUUAUUAAAUUUGGUAAAUGUAUUAUAUUAUGUGUUUUUAGAUAAAAACUUAUUUUAAAAUGUAAAAUGUUACAUCACUUUAGUUAUGGCUGCAUUGGCCGGUUCCAACCACGCCCAUUUAAUAAACUCCCACUAAUCAAUGCCACCAAAUACCAUAUUGAAACAUUCCACAUUCCAAGAGUUUUUAAUAGCUACAUCUUUGGAUUUUUUAGAACCUAAAUACUAGUGCUAUGAAGCUCUCCUAAGCAUCAUCUCUAUCAGCUGCACUGUAGAGACUGUAAAGACUGAAAGACACUCAAAGUUUCUCAACUUAUGACAGCGAUAGUUUAAAUGAGCCUGAUAUGUUUUACUUUGGGACAAUAUGUUUAAAAAAAAUUUUAGAACCUCUUUUAUUUUUUUGGAGCUGCAAUGACUAUUAAAAUGACCGGUAAAUCAAGAAAAAAAGAGCAAAAGGAAAAAAAUGAGUUGUCAAUAUUUGUUGCAGUCCCCAUUUUUGCACUAAAUUUAUUAUGAUUUAUUUUUGUAAAAGCUUCUUUUCGGGUUAUCAGCUCAUGUUUCUAGUUUGGGAACAAGCCUCGGUAUCAAGUCGCUGACAGGAGGUCUCAGCAGUGUAUGGUCGGGAUCACAUAGUGACCAUAUAAGGGCAUCACGUGAUCCCGGUCACACACUGCUUUUGAAGUAUUCUCCAACAAAUUCUAUUUUUAGAAAGUUCCCAUAAUAUCAACCAGUUCACUGAGGCCUUCUGUCAGCGACUUGAUAUCGAGGCAUUAUAGUAAAUACUAAUCAUACUAAGUGAUUACUGACUAAGUGACAAGUGAUUCAUGAUGCAGGUCCCCAAAACACUUUGAUGAAAUUCUGAUAGACUCGAUAGAGGUUUUUCUCUGACCGUUUCAAAACUGAGGCCAUUACUUAACGGUCAGUUUAUAUGAUUACUCUUUUUGAUGGGAUAAAUUGUACUGGUAUAAUAUAUUCUGGGUUAAAGCGGUUAAUUUAUUUGGGUUGUGUAAUUUAUUCGAAAUAUUACUAAAGUUAGCCCCGGUAUCAAGUCGUUGACAGGAAGUCUCAGCAGUGUAUGUCCGGGAGCAAGGAAUCAGAUCUUAUUCUGGUAUUUUCCUUGUUCCCGGGCACACACUGCCUUAGGUCUUAUAAACAUGCCCUAAAAUAUCAUCCCAACUCCCGUGCACCUGAGUUUAUUGUGCAUAUUUUAUUUAAUAACAGAGCAUAACUGAGACUUCCUGUCAGCGACUUGAUACCGAGGCAUUUUAAGGUUCCUUUAAUUACAAAGUAGAUUAAGAUACGGAAAUUUCUUUGGUAACGGGGGUCCUCGAUAUAUUACAGCAACCCGUUGAAUAAGCUUGAUAGAAGUCCCUCUAUAAUACUAUGAACUUUUCUAACCGAAGGUUUUACAACUUUAGGUUUCUUUUUUGAAGUGUGAUUUUUAAAUUUUUUAAUCAUGUCUUUGUAGGUUACGUCUUAAUUUGUAAAACUGUUGAACAGCUUUGGUAUAUUUUUAAUUUCCCAUUAAUUUCCAAAAUUGUAGCUAAAUUAUUCGUUGCAUUACUAAAGUUAGCCCCGAUAUCAAGUCGCUGACAGGAAGUCUCAGCAGUGUUUGGCCGGGAUCACACAGUGACCAUAUAAGGGCAUCACGUGUAUGGCCGGGAUCAAGUCUCACUCUGAUACUUUACUAUUCUGAUCUCGGUUAAUAAAAAUUCCAACAAAUCUCUGUCUCUAACUCAACCACUUUCCCGGUCACACACUGCCUUUAGAUAAACAGUUGCAGCUAAGACUAAGUCACUUUUUCUCCAAAUCCCAAUGAUGAAUGUGGCACUUUGGGUAUUGGCUUCAAACAGCUCGCUGUUAAUGUUAUAGCUAUCCCAGUUCUCACAAUCUGAGGGUUUUUGAUUAACUUCCAAAAUGUCACACUCAGCCGAUAAUUUUCCUAAAUAACAGUAGCUAAUUGAGACUUCCUGUCAGCGACUUGAUACCGAGGCAUUUGAAGAUUUUAUCGAUCAUACAAUAUAUUCAAUAUGUCUAUUCAAUUUCCGAUUUUCUCUAUUUCC